AUGGGUAAGUACCUUCUGUUACUGACUCUCACUCUCCUCAAUCUCGUACUAUUGGCCACUCUUCAAGUCUCCGCUGCACCUUCUACUACGUCCCCUGCAAAAAUUGUUAGUGGGCUUCUCUCCAAUGCCAUGCCUGCCUUCACCAAAUGGGUGUGGUCGCUCAAGGCCACCACCAAAACGGCGGUUUCGAGCAGGUCAAUGAUGAAGUUCGAGGGUGGAUUCAGUGUGGAGACUGUGUUCGAUGGGAGCAAGCUUGGGAUCGAGCCUUAUGCUGUGGAGGUGUUGCCCAAUGGGGAGCUUCUCAUUCUUGAUUCGGCUAAUAGUAACAUUUAUAGGAUUUCCUCCUCGCUUUCUUUGUACAGCAGGCCCAAGCUGGUGGCAGGGUCAGCUGAAGGGUAUUCUGGACAUGUUGAUGGGAAGCUCAGGGAGGCUAGGAUGAACCACCCAAAGGGAAUAACUGUUGAUGACCGAGGAAAUAUUUAUGUUGCAGAUACUACGAAUAUGGCAAUUAGGAAAAUUAGUGAUUCAGGGGUCACUACAAUUGCUGGAGGAAAAUGGAGCCGGGGAGGGGGGCAUGUUGAUGGACCAAGUGAAGAAGCUAAAUUUUCUGAUGACUUUGAUGUGGUUUAUGUGGGAAGUAGUUGUUCACUACUGGUCAUAGACAGAGGAAACAGAGCCAUCAGGGAGAUCCAACUUCACUUUGAUGAUUGCGCCUAUCAAUAUGGAAGUGGAUUCCCACUUGGGAUUGCAAUGCUUGUUGGGGCUGGCUUCUUUGGUUACAUGUUGGCAUUACUGCAGAGAAGGCUUGGUACAAUUGUAGCAUCCCAGGAAGCUCAGGUUCCAGUAAUGGUAACAUCUUCGGUUCCUCGAAGUUCAUAUCAAAAGCCCUUGAAAUCUGUCAGGCCUCCUUUAAUUCCAUCAGAAUAUGAACCUGACAAGCUGGAAGAAGGCUUCUUUGGAUCCCUCGGGAAGCUUCUUGCAAAUGCUGGCUCGUCAAUGGUGGAGAUAAUGGGAGGAUUAUUUCCUUCUUUCAAAAGAAAAUCGCUAAUUCACCAAUUUCAAAGACAACCACUUCUCCAGCAACCUCAGAAGCAAGCAAAUGCUUGGCCUGUGCAGGAAAGUUUCGUGAUCCCUGAUGAAGAUGAACCUCCUUCGAUUGACACAAGAGCCCCAACCCCUCGAAAAACCUAUCCUUUCAUGUCUAAGGAUGCAGAGAAAAUGCAACAACUGCUGCAAAGUCGUGCAUUCUAUAGUGGAUGGGAUGGAGAUUUACAUCAGCAGCAACAACAGCAGCCACAGCAACAGAAACACCAUCAUCGCCAUCAGUACCAAUCGGCAACCCCUCACACUUACUACGAGCAGAGCCAUGAGACAACCAAUGAGAUAGUGUUUGGGGCAGUGCAGGAACAGGAUAGGAAGCAGGAGUCUGUGGUUAUCAAGCCUGUGAAUUAUGGGGAGUCACUGUAUGAGCCUCACCAUGUUAGGUCCAGAAUGAGUUUCAUGGGUUAUGGGCACAGGUAUUGA
Molecule: messenger RNA, 1524 nt
Organism: Sphenostylis stenocarpa
Lineage: Eukaryota; Viridiplantae; Streptophyta; Magnoliopsida; Fabales; Fabaceae
Source: the annotation of a GenBank genome assembly